Messenger RNA from Vigna angularis (adzuki bean), 1579 nucleotides. Its product is annotated as PIGF/3-ketodihydrosphingosine reductase fusion protein. Gene Ontology annotation, cellular component: endoplasmic reticulum membrane. The coding region runs from base 271 to 975 and encodes 234 amino acids. NCBI's taxonomy places the organism in Eukaryota, Viridiplantae, Streptophyta, Magnoliopsida, Fabales, Fabaceae. The record is from RefSeq and is a predicted model, not a curated record. Gene Ontology annotation, biological process: GPI anchor biosynthetic process. The transcript has 9 exons.
AAGUAACUCACAAGAGCAUCAACAAAGUAAGUUGUGGUGCUGGGAUUGGAGAGCAAAAUGGAGCUAGGAGUUGCGAUGAUAAGUUAAAGAAAUGUGAGAGUAAAAGUAGGUGAAUGGGGUUAUUAUAGGAAAGAGAAUUGUUUUUACAAGGAUAGUUUUGGCAUUACGAGUUUAGAGUUACAGGGAGAAUCUUUAAGAGGUGCUUGGAGAAGCCCCCGCAAUUCCUGGUUCAAUUCGAUUCAAAAUUUCAAUUUGCGAAGAUCUUCUUCGAUGGAUCGCCGGAAAAGCAGCAGGAAAACGACGGCGUCGAAAGCCUCAACCGUGGAAGCGUCACCUUCAAUCUCAGUUUCUGAGGCUUUUAUAGUAAACGCGUUGUGCGUCGUUGGUCUGGCCUUCGCAUUUUGGGCUGCCAACACUGUCUUCUCCAUCGACAUCGUUUCUCAUUCUUCUCUCACACUCUUCCUCAUCUCGAUUGUAGAGCUCCCGAUCGUGAUCCUUCUAUACAGUCGAUAUCGACAAAAUCCCCAACAAUGCUCGUACCUAAGAGCUGUUGGAAGAGGUGUUCUUGGGGUGCCUGUAGGGGCAUUGUUGAAUUUUUUAGGAGCUAUCGCUUUGGGGGCGCCUGUUAAAUUUCAGUAUCUUCCUAAGACUAUAAAUUGGGCUCUCAUGAUGUCGGUAUUCACGACAGUUCCAGCAUCAUGUGUUCUUGGUUCAUCAUGGGCUGAUUGGAGACGUAUAUUUGCUCAAACAAAGCCAAAUGGAUCUAUAGAGUACUUGAUUUGUUUACCAGCUCAUGGAGCAGUUAUUGGGGCUUGGUUUGGGGCUUGGCCAAUGCCACUUGACUGGGAGAGGCCAUGGCAGGAAUGGCCAAUUUCUGUUAGCUACGGAACCAUAGCUGGGUACCUGGUGGCAUUGGUUGCGUCGUUGGGGUUCGUUCUUUCGUGUUUUAGGUCACUACAUAUCAAAAGUGAAUAAAAUGCAAAGUUUCUGGUUAUUGUAAUUGUGAUGGAGAUGUAAAAAGCAUAAUCUAUUGAUGACCUAGACCUCGAAAAUUGACAUCUUUAGGACGAAAUGAGAUACAUACUAUUCCUCCAUGUGCCUUUCUUUUUGCACCCACAUAAUCACCGUGUGCACCACCAUAAAUUCUCCAAGUCUGCCCUUGUGGUAUUAAAUUUGACAGCAGAUGGGGAUUGUAGUUUUGAUGUUGUGUUGUUGUUUGUUGAGUGUUUUUACACACUUCAUGUUUGUGGUGAUGAUGCUUGAAGCGUAGAGUGAAUAUUGUCACAAGAUUGUGUGGUGAAGUGAGAAUUGUGAAGGAAGGGAAGUUUGGAUAGAUAAGUUUCUCAUUUUUUUUUGUUUUGAAGUUUUUCUCUAGUUUACAAUUUUGAACUUGGCUUCGAGAUUGUGCAACUGAAACACUAUAUACAGAAGAAUUUUAACUUCUGGAAUGUACAAUUUGUAAUACCUUUCAAAAGUCUAAAUGUAUAUUUAUGAACUUGUGUAGAUAAAACUGUAAGUUGGUUGUCCCAUACUGACUAUAGAUAUUUUGUGGUCAACGUAUUGUUAUCUAGAGGCUCAA